AUGGGGAAAACUUUCCAAAGCCUCUCUGAAGACCACGUGGCUUGGCUGAAGAAGCAGAAGGUGUUCUUUGUGGCCAGCGCGGCUUCCAAAGGCCACGUCAACCUCUCUCCCAAAGGUUACACUGCGGGCACGUUUGCGAUUCUAUCGCCGACGCAGGUGGCAUACCUAGACUUCACUGGCAGUGGCGCUGAAACCAUUGCGCACUCCUUGCAGAACCGACGCAUCACGGUGAUGUUUGUGGCAUUCGAGGGCGACCCCAUCAUCAUGAGGCUCUUUGGGAACAUGCACGCCAUUCAACGGGAUGCUGUUCCUGCUGACCUUCGUAGUAAGUUUGGCGAGGAGUUCGUGAGCAGUCACGGCUUCCGUGCCGUAAUCGUCAUCGACAUCCAUCGCGUGCAGUCCUCCUGCGGUUUCUCCAUCCCCUUCUACGACUACGUGGGGGAGAGGCCCGUGCUGAUGGAUCACUGGUCGAAAAAAACGCUGGAGGAGGUCGAUGACUAUCGCGUGCUGAAAAACAGUUUCUCCAUCGACCUGCUGCCGUCCAUUGGUCAUCGCAUCUUCAACCCAAAGGCCCCUGUGGUGGCCCCUCGUUUCCGCGCAGGCUUUUGGUUUGGCUUCAAGGAUAUCACCAUGACUGAGCAGUUCAACUCUUGGCUGGAACGUGUGUUGGGGCCGCUGAGCUUUCUCACAACUCGCGACAUCGGCAUGCUGGGCAUCGGAGCCCUCUCCGCUGUGGCAGUGGCCAAGUACUGUGAAGCCCUUCGCAAGGCUUGA
This is a messenger RNA of Symbiodinium natans, 774 nucleotides long. The record is from the annotation of a GenBank genome assembly. Lineage: Eukaryota; Dinophyceae; Suessiales; Symbiodiniaceae.